GCAGGGCGCCGCGGGAGAGGGCGGGUGUGGACGCGAGGGCAAGCCCCCCCACACACACACCCGCCGCCCCAGCACUAAGAGGCAGUGACGGAGACCGCCCCUGGCCAGAGAACCCCGGGGACAGCCAGAGGGGACACGGGGGCAAAGAGACGCCUCCUGGGGCAGAAACCCUGGAGGCAAAUACUCGCGGGAGAGAGUUCACCGCUCCAGACGGAGAGCGCCGCCCAGAGCGGGGCGCGAACAGUCAGUCAGAGGACAACGCCCCCCAGGUCGCCUGGAAGACCCCGGAGCGACCCCGGGGGUGGCGUGGGCCGUGUGCGGGCCAGGGCAACCUCUCUUGGGCUGGGGGCGAUGGAGACACGGGCCCCGCAGGGCCUCCUGCUUCUCCUGCUCUUCCUCCCGCCGCUGCCGCCCCGCGGGGCCUCCGCGGGGAGCCUGCACAGCCCAGGCCUGUCCGAGUGCUUCCAGGUGAAUGGCGCCGACUACCGCGGCCACCAGAACCGCACGGGUCCGCGCGGGGCCGGCCGCCCGUGCCUCUUCUGGGACCAGACGCAGCAGCACAGCUACAGCAGCGCCAGCGACCCCCAGGGCCGGUGGGGGCUGGGCCCGCACAACUUCUGCCGGAACCCCGACGGUGAUGUGCAGCCGUGGUGCUACGUAGCCGAGACAGAGGAGGGCAUCUACUGGCGCUACUGCGACAUCCCCACGUGUCACAUGCCCGGGUACCUGGGCUGCUUCGUGGAUUCGGGGGCACCCCCGGCCCUCAGCGGCCCCAGCGGGACCUCAACGAAGCUCACGGUCCAGGUGUGCCUUCGCUUCUGCCGCAUGAAGGGCUACCAGCUGGCGGGCGUGGAGGCUGGCUACGCCUGCUUCUGUGGCUCUGAGAGCGACCUGGACCGGGGACGCCCGGCCCCAGCUACCGACUGCGACCAGAUUUGCUUCGGCCACCCGGGCCAGCUGUGCGGCGGCGAUGGGCGUCUGGGCAUCUACGAAGUGUCCGUGGGCUCCUGCCAGGGGAACUGGACGGCUCCGCAGGGCGUCAUCUACUCCCCGGACUUCCCGGACGAGUACGGGCCGGACCGGAACUGCAGCUGGGCGCUGAGCCCGCCGGGCGCCGCGCUGGAGCUCACCUUCCGCCUCUUCGAGCUGGCCGACCCGCGCGACCGGCUGGAGCUGCGGGACGCCGCCUCGGGCAGCCUGCUCCGCGCUUUCGACGGCGCCCGCCCGCCGCCGCCCGGGCCCCUGCGCCUGCGCGCCGCCGCGCUGCUGCUCUUCUUCCGCAGCGACGCGCGCGGCCACGCGCAGGGCUUCGCGCUCACCUACCGCGGUGAGAGCCCGCCUCGUCGCCCUGCGCCCGCUGCCCCGCCACCCUGCCUCACACUUCUCUCCGCAGGGCUGCAGGACGCUGCCGACGACCGCGCGCCCCAGGGCUCGGCCCAGACCCCCGCAGCGUCCCCUGACUGGGCCAACGUGAGCUGCAGCCCCCGGCCUGGGGCUCCGGAGGCCGCGACGGGGGCCCGGGUCUUCUCGACAGUGACGGCCGUCUCAGUGCUGCUGCUGCUGCUGCUGCUGUCGCUGCUGCGCCUGCUGCGCCGACGGAGCUGUCUGCUGGCUCCGGGAAAAGGGCCCCCGGCGUUGGGGCCUUCCCGGGGCCCCGGGAGAAGCUGGGCUGUGUGGUACCGCCGGCCUCGAGGGGUGGCCCUGCCCUGUCCCCCUGGGGACCCUCAGGCUGAGGUUCUAGCCGCGAGUUACCGGCCCCUGAGCGCCUCCAGCCAGAGUUCCCUGCGUUCGCUCAUCUCUGCUCUCUGACUCGGGAUCCCUAGGGUCCACUGGACCCUCUGCCAGUGGAAUGGACAUCUCAGACUCCAUGCCGCACUCUACGUUGACCUUCCGCCCCUGUAAAGACAGCUCGGUCUCUGAUCAUCUCCUGGAGGCCAGACAUUGGACAAGAAGCCUCUGGUGCUAUUACUGAGAACUUGGUCUGACCCUCGAAGGUCCAGAUGGUUGAGGCCAAAGGGCAAGAGGAAUCUGGUUCCCCUCCCUCAUAAACCUUAAUACCAGGGUCUCUGACUUCAGGUUGCUUUUAGAACUUCUUGGGGUGGUUCUGGACUGCUGCCCUAAGUGAAAUGUGAGAGGUCAAGAAAAGUAGUCAAAAGGCCAGCCAUAGAUUCUGAAUAAAGGACCUAUUUUAGUACA
Prionailurus viverrinus (fishing cat) is the source of this 2196-nucleotide messenger RNA. It is a transcript of the gene KREMEN2, whose product is annotated as kringle containing transmembrane protein 2. Gene Ontology annotation, cellular component: plasma membrane. Lineage: Eukaryota; Metazoa; Chordata; Mammalia; Carnivora; Felidae. The transcript is spliced from 8 exons. Bases 352 to 1809 code for a protein of 485 amino acids. Gene Ontology annotation, biological process: Wnt signaling pathway; multicellular organism development. The record is from RefSeq and is a predicted model, not a curated record.